AUGCAAAGGGGCUCCGGGGAGCCGGGCGAGGGGGGCGCUUGCACUUGGGAACAAGGACCGGUGUCAACCCCUGCCCGAGGCAUAGCCGAGAGGUCCAGCACGUACCGCUACAAGGGCUUCGAUGUCACAGUGAAGUACACACAAGGGAGCUGGACAGGCUUCAUGGGGGAGGAUGUUGUCACCAUCCCAAAAGGCUUCAACAGUUCUUUCGUCGUCAAUGUCGCCACUAUUUUUGAAUCAGAGAAUUUCUUUUUGCCUGGGAUUAAAUGGAAUGGAAUACUUGGACUGGCUUAUGCUACCCUAGCCAAGCCAUCAAGUUCUCUGGAGACGUUCUUUGACUCCCUUGUGAUGCAAGCAAAGAUCCCCGACGUUUUCUCCAUGCAGAUGUGUGGAGCAGGAUUGCCAGUGGCUGGAUCUGGUACCAACGGAGGUAGUCUUGUCUUGGGUGGAAUUGAACCAAGUUUGUACAAGGGAGACAUCUGGUAUACACCUAUUAAGGAGGAGUGGUAUUACCAGAUAGAAAUUCUGAAAUUGGAAAUUGGAGGCCAAAACCUUAACCUGGACUGCAGAGAGUAUAACGCGGACAAGGCCAUUGUGGACAGUGGAACGACCCUCCUGCGGCUGCCCCAGAAGGUGUUUGAUGCAGUGGUGGAAGCUGUGGCCCACGCGUCUCUGAUUCCAGAAUUCUCUGACGGCUUCUGGACUGGGUCCCAGCUGGCUUGCUGGACUAAUUCUGAGACACCUUGGUCUUAUUUUCCUAAAAUUUCCAUCUACUUGAGAGAGGAGAACUCCAGCAUAUCGUUCCGCAUAACUAUCCUGCCUCAGGCUGACGUGAAGACACUGUCUAUUGUAGAAUUGGCCUUCGAGCAUGAAUUCAGGAUGAUCCCUCCACGGAAACUCUCUGCUGUGGCCCUGCCAUCCCGGUGUGAGGCAUCUGGCCGGCACCCUCUGUGCAUGGCCCUCCACCACGUGGUUCACACCUACGACAUAGCCAGCAACUGCGUCCCCACCCUCCCUCUGAAGGAGCCCAUUCUCUGGAUCGUCUCUUGUUCGCUCAUGGGCGUGUGUGGAAUCAUCCUUCUCAUCUUAAUCAUCCUGCUGCUACUUCCGUUCCGGUGUCAGCAUCGCCCCUGCCACCCCGAGGUCGUCAAUGACGAGUCCUCUCUCGUGCGGCAUCGCUGGAAAUGA
This is a messenger RNA of Trichechus manatus latirostris (Florida manatee), 1188 nucleotides long. Its product is annotated as beta-secretase 2. Gene Ontology annotation, molecular function: aspartic-type endopeptidase activity. The transcript has 9 exons. Gene Ontology annotation, biological process: amyloid-beta metabolic process; membrane protein ectodomain proteolysis. The coding region runs from base 1 to 1188 and encodes 395 amino acids. Gene Ontology annotation, cellular component: plasma membrane; trans-Golgi network; endosome. NCBI's taxonomy places the organism in Eukaryota, Metazoa, Chordata, Mammalia, Sirenia, Trichechidae. The record is from RefSeq and is a predicted model, not a curated record.